This is a messenger RNA of Antechinus flavipes (yellow-footed antechinus), 12676 nucleotides long. It is a transcript of the gene EPB41L5, whose product is annotated as erythrocyte membrane protein band 4.1 like 5. The record is from RefSeq and is a predicted model, not a curated record. Gene Ontology annotation, molecular function: cytoskeletal protein binding. Bases 790 to 2988 code for a protein of 732 amino acids. The transcript is spliced from 25 exons. Gene Ontology annotation, cellular component: cytoskeleton. NCBI's taxonomy places the organism in Eukaryota, Metazoa, Chordata, Mammalia, Dasyuromorphia, Dasyuridae.
UAUUGGGAUACCUGGUAUGAGAUGGUGAUGUUUUAAUAAAAGAGAGACACGGUUAAAAAAUUAUUUUAAAAGGUAAAAAAGAUGACAGCAUACAGAGGCAGGUUAGGACUAGCUGAGGAGUUUGUGGUUUAUUUUCUGGACAAUAGGGAGCCACUGAAGGUUUUUGAGGAGGGUCUUGAUCAGCCUUGGGUCUUAAUAACAUUAGCUGGCAGCUACACGGAGGAUGGAUUGAAAUGGGGAUAGAAACAAAGCAGAAAACAGUAAUUAGGAGGCAACUCAGAAGUAGUUGUAUUAACCCAACUUCCUCAUUUUACAGGUGAGGAAUCUGAAGCCCAGUGGAAGGCAGACGCUUCCAAAAAUACGGAGUCCGGUCCCUUUCAGGUGCGCGUCCUCUCCCAGAAUCGCCCUUUUAAAUUGGAGACCAGAACUCUUCUCAUCCCAGUGGGAGGUGUUCUGGGAAGUGUCGUUGCCCUUUUAAGGCAAGGCCCCGCCCCGAAGGCAGGACUUAGGGAACUCCUUAAAGGAGCCGGGCGGGUGGGGGGGCAAAGGGGGAAGAGGCGCAGGUUCUCCCGAGGGGAUUAACGUGUGCCCGUCGCCGGCCGGAGCCGCCAUUUCCUGGAGUCCCUGAGGAGGAGCCUACGCCCCCAGCGCGCCCCUGCCCGGCCGGCCGGGAACCCCAGCCUGGAGCGGAGCGCGCGGGGCUCUCCGCUCCCCGCCCCCCACCCCGCUCGAACCACCUCCUCGGACUCUAUAGAGUCGCGGCGGUCGCCGCUGCCACCAGUAAGAAAGAUGUUGAGUUUUUUCCGACGAACAUUGGGGCGCCGGUCAAUGCGAAAGCAUGCUGAGAAAGAACGUCUGCGAGAAGCUCAGAGAGCUGCUACCCACAUUCCUGCAGCUGGAGAUGCCAAGUCCAUCAUAACUUGUAGGGUGUCGUUGCUAGAUGGAACUGAUGUCAGUGUGGAUUUGCCGAAAAAAGCCAAAGGACAAGCGCUUUUUGACCAGAUCAUGUACCAUUUGGACCUGAUUGAAAGUGACUAUUUUGGACUAAGAUUUAUGGAUUCAGCUCAAGUGGCACAUUGGUUAGACAGUACAAAAAGCAUCAAAAAACAAGUUAAAAUUGGUUCACCAUAUUGUCUACACCUCCGUGUUAAAUUUUACUCCUCAGAACCAAACAAUCUUCGUGAAGAGCUGACAAGGUAUUUAUUUGUUCUUCAGUUAAAACAAGAUAUUCUCAGUGGAAAAUUGGAAUGUCCUUUUGAUACAGCAGUCCAGUUGGCAGCUUAUACAUUGCAAGCUGAACUUGGUGACUAUGAUCUUGCUGAACAUGGCCCUGAGCUUGUAUCUGAAUUCAGAUUUGUGCCCAUUCAGACAGAAGAAAUGGAGCUAGCCAUUUUUGAGAAAUGGAAGGAAUACAGGGGUCAAACACCAGCACAGGCUGAGACUAACUAUCUGAAUAAAGCUAAAUGGCUAGAAAUGUAUGGAGUGGAUAUGCAUGUAGUAAAGGCUCGGGAUGGAAAUGACUAUAGUCUAGGGCUUACUCCAACUGGAGUCCUUGUGUUUGAAGGAGAAACCAAAAUUGGAUUAUUUUUUUGGCCCAAGAUUACCAGAUUGGAUUUCAAGAAGAAUAAAUUAACUUUGGUGGUUGUGGAAGAUGAUGAACAGGGCAAAGAGCAGGAGCACACAUUUGUCUUUAGACUAGAGCACCCCAAAGCUUGCAAACAUUUAUGGAAAUGUGCUGUGGAGCAUCAUGCUUUCUUUCGUCUUAGAGGACCUGUUCAGAAGGGGUCAAGUCGAUCAGGAUUUAUUCGUUUAGGUUCACGGUUCAGAUACAGUGGGAAAACUGAGUAUCAGACCACAAAAACCAAUAAAGCGAGAAGGUCAACAUCCUUUGAAAGACGUCCCAGCAAACGGUAUUCCCGACGAACAAUGCAGACAAGAGCAAAUGCAAUGAAACCUGAAGAAUCCAGUCUCCAGAAGAAUGUUCCAAUCCAGAGUAAUGGAUCCCAACAAGUUAGGGGUACAAGGUCAACCAUGCCUGUGAUCUCUUCCAUUCCUUCUGGUCCUGUUCUGGUUGAAAUUGAGAAUCUUCCAAGAAGUCCAGGAAUGAGCCACCAUGACAGGAAAUGCUUGCCUCUGGCUGAUUUACUAGACAACACAGAGCUAUUAGAAACAGCUGAUGAGGAGGUAAUGGAAAUGCCUGGAACCUUGGGAAUAUCUUUGGCCCCUGAAGAAAUCAGCAUGGCUGCUAUUGAGCCUGGUCUCAAGGAAGCUAAUGUUGAGUCCAAUGAAUUCAAGGAUGCCUCUGUGAAGCUCAAACUGCUUGAGAUUGAGAACUGUUCCUCUUCAUCUCCUAAACCCAAUAUCAACAUUAAUGUGAAUAAACAGGAAGAAGUUGUGAAGUUAACAGAGAAAUGUCUUAAUAAUGUCAUUGAGAGUCCCGGGUUACCUUCUUUGAGGAUUCCUCCAGACAUCAAGAGCAACAUCUUAAAGGCUCAAGUAGAAGCAGUUCAUAAGGUUACAAGAGAGGAUGAUACAUUGAGUCAUAAAAACGCCAAUGUUCAAGAUAAUGUUUUCAGCACUGUUUUAAAAGAAGAUAACAAAGUUUUCAGUCCAGGAAACACAACCAUUCUCACACAUCCAAAUGUUGUGGAAGAUAAUUCUGUCCUAAAGAGUGCUACUGAUGAGUUGGAUGCCCUGCUCUCAUCCUUAACAGAGAAUCUGAUUGAUUUAGCUGCUGUACCUCCGGUAUCUUCCUUAUCCUCAGUUACCCCCCGGUGGAUUGUGCCACAAACCAGGACUCUUUCCAAUGGAGUUUUAGGGAAUGAAGUGGCUCUGGAAAGGAAAGAGCAGUGUGGUGAUCCAGAAGUGCUCUCAUUGAUCGCCCAGCCAGGGCCGUUUCUCGUUGAUGCUGUGACCACCUCUGUCCCAGCCUUGGCCGAAGAAGCCUUGAGGAAGCAACGCAAAUGUUUGCUCACCACCGAGCUGUGAGCUUGGGCUCGCCCUGCUCCCCAUCGCCGGGACGCUUGGCCCUGCCCGGAAGCCCGUCCUGGAACUGCGCGAUGGCUGUGAACGUUGUACGGGCUUCGGGGGCCCAGGGAGCUCUCAGCCUUAGCCCCAAACUCCAUUCUGACUCGGCCUCAGAAAGCAAGAGUUAUCGUCGCCGUCUCUGCUAAUAACGCCCACCCCACAGACACGCCCGCUCGCACAGGGACUUUUGUUCUUUCUCUUUGUAACUUCCGAAGCUUUCUCUGGGGAAAUACUCUUGGGGGUACCCCAAGUCUGGGACGGCGGGCCUUCUGGCUGGAGGGAAAAUGAAGGCGUGUGUGCCCUCUAGUGGUCGUGAUAAGUAACUGAUUUCACAAAGCUGAGCUGAGCUUUGGUAUUGUGCAAACCUUCUGAGUCUUACUGCUUUCUCCUCCCCCCCCUUCCUCCUCUCCCCCCCCCCCCCUUUAUAAGCUCCAUCCCUUUUUAAUCUUAUGUUCUUCAGCACCACUGACCUUUUCUGGGAAAUACCUGGGAAAGAGCAAUUGGUCAGGAAUUUGGGGGCAUCAAUGGGGACUGUACAUUUUAGGUAGACAGGACAGAAGAACACCUAUUAUAUAACUUUUGAAGGUCCUAGCAAACUAUAGAAAGUGACUCAAAUCACUUCAUUGACUUAUUUUUCUACCAGCCUGACCCAAUGUCCUAGUUUAUGUUUGCGGGGAUAGAGACUUGCAAAUACCUAUAGAACAAUUCCUAGUCCACUUAGCCCUCUCCUUACAAGUAUUAUGUAAAUGUGGACAUAAAGGACAAUAAGUAAUAUUUACUUUUUGCUUAGCACAUGUUGUUGUUGUCUCUGUGGCUGGGUAGGUUAGUCUGUAUCAGGAAAACUGGUACAGACAUUUCUUAUACUUGUUAAUACUGUUUUACACAGGAACAUAUUCAUCUUACAAAUAGUUUACAUAAGAGAAAAGAGAUCUGUAAAUACUUUCAACUUAUAAAAAUAUUUCCCCUCAUUCCAAUCUAAUGCAUCCACCACUUAGAUCAUGCUACCUGUCCUGCUUCAAUCAGUUUAAGGCAAUGUAGGGAAUUGUUUGGGUAUUAGAGAGUGAACCAAUGCUGCUUGUUAUUACUGUUAGUACUGUUGUUACAACAGUAUUAUCCAGAUGUGGGGUAGAAUUGCAAAAGGGGACCAUAGAUUCUACCCUAAAAGCAUCAAGAUAGGCCCUAGGACAAGAGUAGAGACCAAAUUAAUUUACUGGUUAUGUAACCCAUCAUUGCUGCUUUGGGGGAUCUGAUGGUAAGUUUUUGCUCUCAAACUCAGGGAAAUAAGGAGAAGCACAGUUGCUUCUCAGAGAAGAUGAUUAGACCACAAACCCAUCAGUGCUCUUUUUUGGGCCUAAGUCUAUUUUAAAAUAAAAUCAGAGUUUGUCCACUUAGAGAAGAAUAACAACAUGUGGGCUGGAAACUAGAAAUUUGAGAUCUACUUUGGAUUAAAGGCCUUUCUUUUAUAAAUAGUUGAAUAUUAGUGAUUGCUCAAAAAAUAAUGCAAACAUCUCCUAUAUUCUAAGCCCUAUCUAGAAAGAACUACCAAUCUAGGAAUGAACAGACAUUUCAGUAAGAAAUUUGUCAGUGUUUUUCUAAGAUUCCCAGGCACUCCCAGUUGUUUGUAUAAAGCAAUCAAAAGAAGAAAACCUACUUCAGGCAGGCAUGUGAGCCAAAAACCUAAAUCCUAAAUCAGAUAGUGGCAGUACAUGCCUAACUGUGGAGUCAGCAGGGCUCAUUCACUUUACAAUGAAGGCUCUCUGGGGCCUUCUCAGAGCAAUAACAGCAGGGCUGGGCAAGAGGGUGGGGAGAAAGGAGUGUAAAAGAACUGAAAACGAUCUUAGUAAUAUGGUUGCCAGCCUUUUGAAUUUUGUAAUUGUUGUUGGUAUUUGAAUCUAUAACUCUAGAAAGUUUCCUUUUCAGCUACUUUGCUAAAAUAUUCUGCACAAGGAUAUAUCUUUUGGACUAGCCUUGGUUUGUACCAUUUAACCUAAAAGAGCAUUAAAUGCUUUGGUUUAAAGUGCCCUUUUCUACCACCAGCAUGUAUAUAAAUAAACAAACAGUAGCAUCUGACAGAAUUGGUUAGGAUUCCAGUCUUGAACUGCAUAAGGUAUUGCCUUUAUUUAGGAGAAAUUUGGCACUUCCCAUCAACCACUUCUCUUUACCAGCUGUUUUUAAGUGACAAUAUAAGUAUUGUAAGUGGCUUUGGUGAAGGAACCACCUUGGCUUAAGGAUAAAUUUGCCAAUAGUUGUCGUUUAUUUAGAGGGUUUCCAAAAAAUAGAUGUCAUACUCUGGAAUCUGGAAUUUAGCCUGAGGAAUAUUUAAUUGGGCAAAUUAGUGGCAAUUUGGGUAUAGACCGCAGUGCUUUUAAUAUAACUGAGAUAUGUUAAACCAUCUACAUUUUACAUUGGUAGACUCAUAGAAUAUUACAGCUGGAAGGUUCCUUAAAGUUCAUCUUGUUCAUUCUUUAUAAAUUAGGAAACUAAAGCCUGGGAUCUGAUUUGACUUGCUCUGUACCACAUAGCAGGUCUAUUAACACAACCCACAUAUUGUUCUUACUAAAAUUGUUUAUUGUAUAUAAUCCAUUAAAACACAGGAGCAGAAUAGCUGGGGGAAAACAUCUAAUACUUAUAUUUUCAUUUUCACAUAAUCAUACUUAGUCAAGAUAGAAGCUUUCUUAGCAUUCAUUUGAAUUCCAAACUAUCAAAAGAUUUGAUGAUAGUUUUUUUUUUUUAAGAUUUUGCAUCUCAUGUGCAGUUCCUUAAUUAGCAUCCCCUAGGAAGUAAUAGACCUGGCAGGUGAAUUUAUAAUGUCUUACAUAUAAUAGAUACUUAAUAUUUUGGGAAAUAAUUGGGUGGGGAGUGAAAUUUCAACUGCUACUACCAGGAUUUUGGGCAUUAUUGUUCUUGUUAGUGUGUGUGCACUUUGAAUAGUGACUCACUGUGCUUCUAGCUUUUUUCCCCCUCUGAGACAAUUGGGGUUAAGUGACUUGCCCAGGGUCACACAGCUAGGCAGUGUUAAGUGUCUGAGGCCAUACUUGAACUAACUUCAGGACUGGUACUCUAUCCAGUGCGCCACCUAGCUGCCCUCCGCUUCUAGCUCAUGAUAGUAUGAGUUCAGUGGUUAAAGGCCUGUGAUAAUAGAAGAAUCUGGUAAUGAGAAAAGUUAUUGUCUUUUAUACAUGAUAAAUGAGGACUAUGUAUUGUAAGUGGACCCAAAAGAAGGAAUAAUUAUGUAAUUUUGCAGGUUCUAUCUAGAAUUUUAAGAUUGUAAUAAAAAGUGGCAUUAGAUAAAGGAGUGAAAGGAGAAUAUUUGCAAGAGAAGACAGGGUAGUAACAUUUAAAACAAGUACUUAGAGGCAGCUAGGUGGUGCAGUGGAUAGAGCACCAGCCCUGAAGUCAGGAGGACCCAAGUUCAAAUUUGGCCUCAGACACAAGUACUAAUUUCUAGUCAGGAGACUAUAUUCCCCUUAAAUAAUCUCAUCAUCGUGAUGUCCAAGUAUCAGUCUAAAAUAAUUAAGGUUUCUGUAAUGAACUGAGGUUUCCAUACAGUUAUCUAAGAUCUCUAAAAAGAGGAACUGAUGAAGUUUUUAAUGAAUUUGAAUCAGAAGAAAUGAGAGCAUGUUUUCAUAUUCAGAGGAAGAGAAGAGCUAAGGCAGUAGUUGUGGUUUGUGGUAGUUUAGGAAGGUGUUCGCAUUGUUGAAUUGGAAGGCGACUUGGAUGUGAUUUACAGCAGAGAUAAGAGACUGACAUUGGUCAAAAUGGCAGGCAAGCUUUGCCAGCCAUGGCAUUCUCCACAGAUUCCAGCUGGCAGAUUUGGCUUUUGUUUUUUGCUUUGUAUCCAUUAGGUAUAAAGAUAAUAAAAUGUAGGCAUUUUGAUUCAUUUUCAAUAAUUUAAAAUGUAAUAGCCUGUAUUAUUGAGGAAAUCUAUCUCUUUACCUUCAUUAAUUUGUUUCAGAUUUUUCCUGAGGAAUCAUUUCCAAAAGAAUAUCCAGCAUUUCACUUAUAGCCCCCAGAGGCUGUUACUUGCCCAAGGUCACACAGGGAAGAAGUAACACAGCAAACCUAUGUCCUCUGAUUCUAGUUCAAGAACUCAUUCUGCUGUACCAUACUGAUACGUACUUCUCUACUCCAACAUGUGAUUGAAUAGGAAUCUCUUUUAAAAUAGUUUCAUCAAGUACUCUUUGAGCAGAAACUAGCUUCUCUUCAAACUAGCUUCAAUAAGAGAAAUUCAACUACCUACCAAGGAAUCCCAUUCCAUUUUGGAUUACUGCAUUUCCUCACCUUUUUGUGGAACUGGAAUCUACCUAUCUGGACUACUCCUUUUAUUUUUCUAUAUUUCUAUUUGAAAAUCUUUUAUCUUUUUGCUGGGGGCAGCUAGACAGUGGAAUGAAUAGAGUUCCAUACCUGGAGUCUAGAAGACUUAAGUUCAAGUCUACUCUUAGACAAUUACUUGCUGUGUGAACUUGGGCAAGUUACUUAACCCUGUUUGCCUCAAUUUUCUUAUCUGUAUAAUGAGCUGGAGAUGGAAAUGACGAAAAGCAGUAUCUCUGCUAAGAAAACCCCAAAUGGGGUCAUGAAGAGUUAAUUAUGACUGAAAUAUUUGAACAAAAAAUAUCUACUUGAGUCUCCUAAAUUUUCCAUAUUCCCAAGAGUGAAUAUCCAUAGUUUCUCCAGUUAAUCCGUGUAUAUCACAGUCUCUUGUCAUGUUGCAAGUUCUAAAAUAUGUCAUCUGGAAGUUAAUACAAUUUUCCAUAUAUGUCACAGUGAAACUGACAGUUUCUAUUUAUUUAAAGCCACACCAUUGCAUCUAACCUCUUCUUUUUUUUUAAUUUCAGUUUGAUUUUCUUUCACCUUUUCCCCCCAUCCAUUGAGAAAACAAGGAAAAUAAAACCCAUUACAAAUAUAUAAUCAUAUAUAACAAAUUCCCAUGUCCAAAAAGAAAACGAAGAAGAAAAAAAUUAGUAUUCACUCUACUUAUUGAAUCCAUUACCUAGGUCUGUCUGGAGCUGGGUAGCAUGUUUUAUUAUGAAUUCUUUGGAUUUGCUAUUGUCAUUGUGUUUCUAAGAGUUCCUAAGGCUUUCACAGUUGAUUCUCUUUAUAUUACUAUACUAAUAUUGUUCUGGUUCUUCUCACUUCACUUUGCAUCAGUUCAUAUAAGUCUUCCCAGAUUUUUUUGAAACCAUUCCCUUCAUCAUUUCUGAUAGUACCACAUAAUAUUAACAUAUUCAUCUACUAUAACUUGUUUUUAAUGGGCAUCUCCUCAGAUUGUAAUUUUUUUUAACCAUAAAAACAGCUGUUAUACUUUUGUACGUAUAGGUCCUUUUCCUUUUUCUUUGAUUUCUUUGUGACACAGAUCUGGUAUUUCUAUUGCUGGAUCAGAGUCUGCACAGUUUUUAGAGCUUUUAGAAUUCUCCAGAAUGAUUGGACAGAAUGAUGUUUCUCCAACAGCAUAUUAGUGUCUCUGCUUUUCCAUAUUCUUUUCAGAAUUUGUCAUUUUCCUUUCUGGCCAACUUAGCCAGUCUGACAGAUAUACUAUUCUUAAAAAUCUGAGCUUUUUUUUUUUUUUUUUUUUUAAGUAGUUUUAUAUACUCGUGAAUCAUACAAGGUUUGUAAUCUGCUGAAGUCUGAAAAUAUUUUUUGUGUGAACACUUCAGUAGCAUCUUCAACUUUCUGUAUUUUGCCCAUUUGAGUGUUAUGAGCCCUAUACAUUUUAGUGUUUUGUUGAUAUUCUUUUAUUUUUUUGUAUCAUCAUUGUUGCCAGUGCCUCCAUCCCCAACAGGCAGUACUUUGCUUUAUUUGAGAUAGGGAAGAAUUAUAUGGGGUAGGGGAUUAUAAUGGUUUUGGCAAAAACAAACAAAAAAAGUUAAUGAAACCCUUAGGUGUAGAAGAAAAUAUAAAAAAAGUUCAGAGAUAGACUCUUUAAAUUCAGCCCCAGGCAAUUACCAGAUUUAUGACCUUGGGCAGUUUAUUUAACCUCUGUCUGCCUCGGUUUCCUUUAUUUUACAAUGAAGAUAAUAAUAGUGCCUACAUGACUGUGAGAAUCAAAUAAGAUAAUAUUUGAAAAGCAGUACAGUGCAGGAAACAUUAAAUAAAUGUUCCUAUUGCAAUCCAACCUUUUUUAAAUUUUAGAAACCUUCUCUUUUAUAAUUCAUCCUAGAGUUUUGCUAACGACCAAAAUCAAGUUUACAAUCCAAUUUAAAGUUGAAAGAAUCUCCUUUUAUGGUAGAUGGGAUAUUUGUCCAUAUCCUGGCCUGCCCUCUUACCCAUUCACAAUUUUUCAAAGAUGACGGAGCUACCAAAAGAUUAUUCUCCUUUAUUGUUGCAUUGGCUCCAAUCUUCUUUUUAUUCCCACUAUAGAUUAAAAAAAAACCCUUAAAAAAAAAUCUUAGCAUUGUUUGUUAACCUUUGGUCAUUCUAAAUAUCAUACUGUUGGAUACUAUGCUUUUUUAGAACCUUGCUGCCCUACUGCUGCCUUUUGUGACUUUUUAAAAAAUGACCUUGACAUAGACAUUUCCAUAUAUAAAGAAAAUGAAAAGAUUGUAUAUGAAAUUGUGAAUCUAUUACAAGCUUAAAAAAAUACAUUAAUUUUAAUAUGUUUGUACUAAUGCUGUCCUGCUUGUCAAUGUGUCCUGAAAUUCCUUCUAUUCUCAUCUAUAUAUUUUAAUGUGCCAUUUGAUGUUCUUUCCUUUUUGCAUCACUAUUACUACUCUCUGUCCCAAUUCCCACCUUCUGCUCCUUCUGGUAGGGAAGGCAUUUAGGUUCAUCUUUGUUGCAGUGGGGAAGAAUUCUAUGGAAAAGGAAUAGUGGCAAAGGGGGAAAAAUUAAUGAAACACAUAGAUACAGAAAAAAUGAAAGGAAGUUCAGAAGCAGACAGUGAAAUAAUUUGUUUUAUAAUUACCAUGUUAAUUUAUUAUAUAUUUUUUUUAAUUCAAGCUAUACAUAAUUUAUAAUCUCAGUUUUAGAUGUUAAUCUCUUUUUUUUGUUCUUUGUAUAUGAAAAUUAUUACAUUAGUGGCUGUAGAAGUACACAGUUUUAAAAAUAUAUAUUUUUCAUCCCUUCUGUGUAUAACAAGUAAUUAUAGUCAAGCAAAGCAAAUUCACUGCCCUUUGGCAGUUUGGCCAAACUUAUGGAUUUUUUCUCAGAAUGUCUUUAAAUGCAUAGGAUUACAAAGGAAACUAAUUAUGUUGAAAUAUAGUUAACAAAAUAUAGUUUAAAAGUUCUUGGAUUUUCUUCCUCCUCACCACAUUAAAAACAUUUGCCUUAGAUCUUCGGAAAAAGGUCAGAAAAGUACAGGGAGAUCCUGAGGCAAACAAUUCUACAGAUGAAAUCUGCCUAAAUAGGAUGAGAAAUGUUCAUGAAUGAAAUUCUAACUAUGCAAAUAAUUCUGAUGAGGAAGGAGGAGCUUUCUAAAAAUAGCAAUAUGGAAACAUAAGAAAUUCAUGUACCAAUUUAAGAUUAUUAAAGACAUGUAAAAUUCUUUUUCAAAUAUAUUAAUAGAAUGGAAUAUUAUGGUGCUUUAGGCAAUGCCAGAGAAUAGAUUCUGAGAAAAUUUGUGUCAAAUGAUGCUCAUGCAAAAUGUAGCAAACAAAACUAGGAGAAUAAUUUAUAUGAUUUUAAAAAUGUCCAAAGAAAUACAGCUUUUAAAUUCUUUAGAUUUCUUAAUAUAAUGAUCAAUCCUGACUCUAGGAGGCUAAUAAGGAAAUAUACUUCCAUCCUUCUAGCACAAGUGCAAAAUGAGACAUACAUUUUUGAACAUGCCGAUGUUUAGUUUACUUGACUAUACUUAUUUGUUAUACACAGAAGGAGUGGAAACAUUUUUUUUUAAAACUAUAUACUUGUACAGCCACCAAUGUGAUAAUUUCCAUAUACAAAGAACAAAAAAAAGAAUAACAUCUAAAACUGAGAUUAUCAAUUAUAUACAGCUUAAAUUUAAAAAAAAUAUAUAUAUAUAUAUAUAUAUAAAUGAAGCUUUUAUUCAGGGGUCUGAUUAUCCUGUAUGGAUGACUAAUUUGCUUUUCUUUUUUUCUAUUGUUAUCUCUCUUGUUGAUUCUUUUACAGUUUAGCAUCUAGUAUAUCACUUUACUAUGGACCCUUGCUUACUCCACUAAGUUGGUAUUUCCACUUUCUAUUUAAUAGCCAGAAGAAGGGGAGAAGGUUGAAAUUAGUACUUAAAAAUAAGAUUUGUAGGUUUCUGUUUCAUGUGCUGUGCUCUUUAUCUUAAAGCAACUCAAAACAAUGCCUUAUCUUUGAUGAGUAACUAGUUUAACCUUCAUAAACAAAGGGCACAGUAUUUUUACAGUAUCAACUUACUGGGAACAUAAUUGGUUAGAAGGAUCUAUACAUUGCUUUUUGAACCUGAUUUAUAUUCCACUCCCCUUUUCUAAAAUCUGAGAUUGUUUUUGAAGAACUGGGUUUUGUUUUGUUGUUGUUGUUGUUGUUGUUGUUGUUUUAAGGUAUUGCUUUCUGUAAGUAUUCUCCUUUCAGGAUUGCAUCCCUACUCUUCCUUUUCUUUUGAUAUAACCUAAUUAUUGUGUAAAUAACCAAGUAGAAAAAGGCUAAAGCUGUUCCUUGUACUCAGAGCACUGAUCCCAUGUAUUUCUUAAGUGCCCAUUUACCUGUCACCCUUGAGAUUUUGUUUUGAAGAAACAUUUAAUUGGCUUCUACUUGGAUAGAUAGAAAAAUCUAAUGUGUACAUGAGACACCUACAGAAACAAAAUUAUUAAGGAAACCAUUUCUCUUUAGGAAGAAGUGGAGAGUUGUUCUUGAAGCAGGUGGCAAUGUAAUAUAAUGCAAAGAGCACACUACUACUCAAAUUAUGAUCCAGAGACUCGAAUUAUCGUCAGAACUCUGCCACUAACUAGCAGGGUGAUUUUAGGCCAUUAAUACACUUAACCAUAUUGGGUCUCAGUUUCCUUGUUGAACAGUAUUCAAGGUCCCUUCAAGCUUUAAAAUUCUUUGACUUCCAUUGAGCUCAUUGUCCUAUUCAGCCUUCCCUAGAUCUUUUGAGAUGCUGGGAAUACAGAUACAAGCAGAUGAAAGGAUACACAUUUAAAAUAAUAACUUUCUUCUUCUCCCUGUCCUUCUUUGGAAUUUGAAACAAUGGUUCUUCAAUGAUUAGAAGUGUAUUAAGCAACUCUGAUUCUUCUUUCUCUACAAAAACCUGACUUGUUGCCUGCUGUCAAGCUUUGUGUAAGUGGUAGAAUGCUGAAUUUGCCAUAUAGACACAUAGCAGAGUUGAAUUUUAUCCCCAACUUCCCCGGUAGUGGAAGCCUCAAGAAAAGAGAACAUAGUUUACAAGUCCCUAAUCCAUGUAAUUUGUCAUUUUCCUUCUGUCAGAAUGACUUUGUUGUAGCCAGGUUUUCACAAAUGGACCAACUCCCUGUCCUUUUUAUCUUCAACUUGACAUUUUAGACUUCAGAAUUUAACUAUUUUAUGUUUACUUUUUAUGUAUGUAAAGCUUGGUGAUAGUUCUCAAAGUGUAAUUUAUUGUUUUUUUAAAUCUCAAGUGCACCCUUCACUUUGUAUUACCACAGUUAGAAUUUUUCCUUGAUCUGUACUAGAGACACUGAGGCGUAUUUAUACACUGGAACAAAAAGUAUAAUUUGUGACUGCACUCCAAUAAAUAUUUUAUGAAAUGUUUACACUAGGA